CCCCUCCCGGCUGCCCACCACUUUUUGAUCUGGGAGAUCUCCGCCACAACUAGCGUUACAAUGGCUUCUGGUUACGGUAUUCGCGGUGGCCCCUCGCGCUGUUUUACCUUCUGGCAGGAAGUGCUCGGCUGCUAUGUAGUCAAUUCGGGAGAGGGGGAGGCUGGCAAGCAGAAGUGCGCGCCUGCUCUGGAGGAUUACUACGAGUGCCUCCACCACCGGAAAGAGGCUCUCCGGACGAUGAAGAUGCAGGCGGCCUUCCGCAAGGCCGAGGCGGCACACCCGCGCGAGAACGCACCCAAGGCAGAACAGAUCCGCAGUCUAGGGCUGUUAGGGAAAGACGAAGAGUCGGCAGCUGUGUUAGCAGCACGGUCUUGAAGGGUAUUCGGGGAGCAAAGGAUCGAUGGGUUUUUCUGCAGUCUUUUCUCAGCUUUGUUUGUUUUCCCACGAUGGAGCCCUUGUCUGUAUAGAAAAUGGCGAUGGCGAUCAUUUGGAUGUCUCAAUACGAAGUGUCUAC
Molecule: messenger RNA, 514 nt
Organism: Penicilliopsis zonata CBS 506.65
Lineage: Eukaryota; Fungi; Ascomycota; Eurotiomycetes; Eurotiales; Aspergillaceae
Exons: 3
Coding region: 61-375 (104 amino acids)
Biological process (GO): mitochondrial respiratory chain complex I assembly
Source: RefSeq, a predicted model, not a curated record